AUGUCUUUCCAUUGCAGGACCAACGUUCCAAAGACUGCGCAAGAAGCUUGUUAUGACAAAACGUCAAUCAGUCUGAAGCUGAAAACGAAUCGUGAACUCGUGUAUGACACCUAUCCUCUUGGUGUGGAAGACGGUAAAUGUUCAUGCUUCAAUCGCCUACCUGACUCGAUAGAGUUCUUAGAGUUCUAUCCUAAUAUUCCGACAAUCGAUGCAAUAUACAGUGAAAAGUAUGAAAAAGUUGAUAAUAGACAAAAAACAACUUCUGAUAAACAAACAACAAAAGGUUUUAGCAAUACUCCCGACAAGAAUGGCAAUACAGUGGGUCCCGGAACGUAUGACGACGACCAAGUUAUCGAGAAGAGUCACGAUGUACCGCGUGUGCACUUACUGCUAGAUGACGGUUUUUCAGCUUAUUCUCACUGUAAAAGUUCCACCAACGUAGAUGGUUACGAUCUGUUUGAUGAAUGCUCCAGGGGUUGCAAUGAAGGAUGGUCGGAUAUUAAUUGCAGGAAAAGAGAUAUUCCGUUUAAUGAGAGUCAAUGUCGUUGCACUAUGAAACAUGUUCAAUUUGACAUUAGAAUACAUGAUAUUGGUCCUAGAACAGUGUGUGCAUGUCCUUAUCCGAUGUACAAAACUAGCGACAACGAAUGCAGACGUAUUAAUGCUCUAGACAGAUUUCGUAUUAAACUCAACGAAACACUUGACAUAUCUGCCAGACUCGACAUAAGAAAUUUUGUCAAAACGUGUUCUGAAUACGAUGGCGAAGCUUCUCACAUUACUUUGCCAAUGUGCGUUAAUUGUCAAGAUAUGCAACUGAAAUCAAAAUACGUCAUCAUCAUGCAGUCUGAAGAAAGAUCAACCACAACUAGACUUGCUUUUGGUUCCAUUGAUGUCUAUGAAGCUGGCUGCCAUAUUAAUAAUGGAAAUUGUGGAGAAGACCUGGUCUGCGUUGAAUCAGUGGACGAGAUUAAGUGUGUGCCGACGCAACGCAGAACAAUAUCAGUGACGACUUCUGUUACCUUAGGCUAG
Messenger RNA from Helobdella robusta, 1029 nucleotides. RefSeq lists its product as hypothetical. NCBI's taxonomy places the organism in Eukaryota, Metazoa, Annelida, Clitellata, Rhynchobdellida, Glossiphoniidae. The record is from RefSeq and is a predicted model, not a curated record. Bases 1 to 1029 code for a protein of 342 amino acids. The transcript is spliced from 7 exons.